This is a messenger RNA of Rhizophagus irregularis DAOM 181602=DAOM 197198, 1746 nucleotides long. RefSeq lists its product as uncharacterized. The record is from RefSeq and is a predicted model, not a curated record. Lineage: Eukaryota; Fungi; Glomeromycota; Glomeromycetes; Glomerales; Glomeraceae. Gene Ontology annotation, cellular component: nucleus.
AUGGCAGACGAUUUUUGUGAUUUUAUGGACAUUGACGAUGAAUAUGUUUUACAAGACAUCACUUCGCAAAUUGUAGAGUUCCGUAAAGAUAACAUUUUAGAAGCGCAUUAUGAGAGUUCUUUAACGACACAAGAAUUUGUUGCUGAACAAUCUCUCGAAAAAAUUCAAUACAUUUCUGUGGUAGUCGUUGACACGAACUUCUUGAUAUCACACCUUGCCUUCUUGAAAGCUCUCAUUUUUGAACAUGCAAAAAAGUACAAACUACUUAUUCUAAUACCAUGGAUAGUUUUACAAGAACUUGAUGGGUUAAAAAGUGCUCUGUGGAAGAACAAGUCAUCGUCAAGUCAACACGAAGUUGGGAAUUUGGCACAAACCGCAAUUAAAUUUUUGCACAGCUGCUUAAUUAACAGGGAGGAAGGAUUACGCGGACAAAAAAUUGAUGAAAGAAUAGAAAUAAAUGAGAAUAAUGAUGAUAAAAUAUUAGACUGUUGUAGAUACUUUCAAAUGGUCUCACAAUGUCCUAUUGUCCUUUUAUCUAAUGAUAAAAAUUUGUGCGUAAAAGCGAUGAUUCACGAUGUAAUAACGGCAUCUUAUCAGAAGUCGAAAGGAUUUGAUAGUAUUUUGGAGAAAAUAUUAUCUAAAGAAAGGUCCGACUCUGACGAAAUAAUAUAUUUACAGAAUAAUGAAGUGAAUCCUCAAAAGUAUUUUCCUAAUGAAUCAAACAUUACAACAAAACCUAAAGAUAACAAUGGAAAAUUAGGACACGGUCAGGAUGCUGACACAAUGAUGAUGGAUUGUGAUGAUGUCCCACUGGAUUUUUCAUCCUUAACACAAAAUCAAGUAUCAACGUAUGAAGUUCAGUCACAAAAUUAUCCUAUACCAUCUGCGAUUCCGAAACAAAAGUUACAUAAUCCAGAAAAUUUUUCCCUCUACGAUUCAAUCCAUGCACCAAUGAAUCAAGGAAACAAUCCAGUCAACAAUACAAUUUCAUUUAGAACCCAAAAUAAUUAUAAUUCGUUUCUUUAUGAUUCAAUUAAUGCACCAAAGAAUAAAUUUGUAGCGAUUUCAACACAAAAUAACUAUAAUCAAGAGUUUUCAUCUCUUGACGAUUCAAUCCAUGCACCAAAGAAUAAAAGAAGGGAUUCAUAUGCAGUUUCAAGUAAUAAUAAUCUUAUUUCGCAAGAAGUUAUCGCACAAAUCUUGAACGAUAAUAAUGGUCAUAAGAGGAAAGAAUCAAUAGGAAAAUCAAUAAUAUUUGAAAGGACACUAUGUGUUCCAGAAUGUAUAUUAUCAAGAAAGAUUGAAUUAUCUCAAGAGCAUCUUGUGACAAAAAUUAUUACAAAUCUCAAUAAUUUGCUUCCAUCUGCAAUUUCAUUCCAUUUUCAACAAUGCUUCGAUGACCAUUGGACCUACGUUGUUAAAGAUCCUCAGCCUUGGUCUCUAUCUACAAUGUUAAAGUUUAUGGAACGUUAUUGGUUUACAGUAUUUUCAGAAGUUUUUCGGGGAAUAAAUAUUGAAAUUAUUAAAAAUAUGAUCUCAUUUAUUUCUCAAUGGGAGAGUUACAGACAUAAUGGAAAAGUUAAUUUUAUCACAAGAGAUGUAAUGCAAUUUAUAGAAAACUCGGAGAUCAUAUUCAUCAUGAUAUACGUUGAUGUAAAAUGGAAUAAUGAAUCAACAAUUGAUUUAAAACAAAUUACAAAGAAUUGGUGGAAUGAAUUUGAAUCUUCACUUACCAUGAUUCUAUAA